AUGAGCCCGUUAAGACUAUACAACUUCCCAUAUGUUGUCCAAAGAGAAAUAAUGGACUCAUUGGAUCUCCAAACUAUAUUUCUUCUUUCCAUCUCCUCCAAAAGGAUGAACAAUUUGAUUGUAUCAGUGGAGAAGGUUCGCUUCAAUAAAAUCAAAUAUAUUCUGUACAAGUUGACUAAUUUAGCUUCAAUUGAAGCUGUCAAUUAUGAUGAUACUUCUGAAGUGAUUUUAAGGUUGCAGCCUAUUGACUCUCAUGUCACGUAUUCAGAAAAACUCAGCAUUUCGGGAACUUCAAUUGAAUUCGAUCGUUCUGCACAACUCUCCUACGAAGAUCUCACACUUAGAUUCAGAUGGUAUUCGACAACAAGCAAGGAGAGUGUAUUCGUUAAUCAAAUACUUGAGUCUAUUCAAAGACAUAGUGAUGGAUUAAUUGGACACACCAAAGAGUGUCGACUCUACUUUUUAACUUAUGGUCGCGAAUUCAUGUUACCGAAAUUAAGGAAAGUCAGUGGAAGUUCUAUAUUUCUACUUCCAUCGAUCGACGGGAAAACUCUAGACGAGUACUGUUCAGCGUCUCCAAAUCAAGAUUUCCUUCAAGUUCGUCCCGAGAUAACAAGCCGAUUAAAAAACUAUUCUGCAUUUUUUGGGAUGAAAUGCGUUGAUUUCGAUGACCCAAAUUCACUCGUUGUUCCUGAGUUAUUACGAAAAUUCACUGGGAGACAGGCGUUUACGAGGACAUCAAAAAUUGAGAGUUCUGAUGUGAUCCGAUUUUUGAAAAAAUGGAAAUCGAAUGAGUCAUUUGAAAAUUUAGAAACACUUCAUGUGACGUUAGGCUAUAAUUCUAAACGCUUCAAUCCAGCUGAAAUUAAAAAUGCAAUUGACAUCAAGAUCUUGGAUGGAUCAGUAGUUUACAGUUGUAAAAGAAGAAUCGAUAUAUACCAAGAAAACUCAGAAAAUGUAAGCAUCGACAGUAUCAAUUACAUCGUUCGAGAACAUGAUCAACGUGUUGCAUCUAUCGUUAUUGAAGACGAAAAGUUUGUUAUUGGAGUCUGGAAUUUGACAGAGGGGGAGUUUCUGAAAAAUUUUUCUAGAAAUAUCUGA
Molecule: messenger RNA, 1101 nt
Organism: Caenorhabditis remanei
Lineage: Eukaryota; Metazoa; Nematoda; Chromadorea; Rhabditida; Rhabditidae
Exons: 3
Coding region: 1-1101 (366 amino acids)
Biological process (GO): embryo development
Molecular function (GO): protein binding
Source: RefSeq, a predicted model, not a curated record